Messenger RNA from Paramacrobiotus metropolitanus, 2872 nucleotides. Its product is annotated as atrophin-1-like. The record is from RefSeq and is a predicted model, not a curated record. The transcript has 8 exons. Bases 870 to 2174 code for a protein of 434 amino acids. Lineage: Eukaryota; Metazoa; Tardigrada; Eutardigrada; Parachela; Macrobiotidae.
GAACCGGGAGCAGUAUCGCUAGUAGAAAAUUCGUCCAACUGAAUCAUGGAGAAUCACGCUGACCUGACAGAAAAUGAAAUGAUGGGCUCUAACUGUCAGUAUUCAUACAAAACCAGUCAUUACAUUGGAAGAGGCGCAUUCGGAACGGUAUACAAGGCCACUGUUGAGGAACGUGGAAAUUUUGAUGGUGAUGAAACGGUUGCUGUACAGGUUACUCAUUUGGACAAGAACGUAGACUUAGUGAUUACUAAUACAAGCUGGGUUAAGCUGCGCGAAAGAUGGAGCAAACUCCUAAGUUUAAGGCAUGAUCACUUAUUGGUGUACCAUAAAGUUUCCGUAUUCAGGGCGCUUAAGGGCCUGUACGUCGAAUUCGUUAUGGACUACUGUCGAGAUGGAGAUCUGGCGCUAAUCAUGGCCAAACUGCGAAAAAACCAAAUGUUAUUGGAGCAAGCAGCAGCCAUAUGCUAUGCGGUUCAAAUCGCUGAUGGGUUGGAGUUUUUACAUAAAAACAACAUCAUUCACGGUGAUAUCAAGCCGGAUAACAUUUUCGUCAAUCGAACGUAAGAUCAGCACCCAGUUUUAGUAAUCGGAGAUCUGGAUGAUGUGGUACCAAUGCGUCACGGAGUGACCAGCUCAAACGAUAUUCCACAUUUGCGAGGGAGCAUCCGUUAUAUGUCUCCUGAGAUGUUAAGGAAAUUUGUACAUGAACCAUAUGAUACUCCAGGCCGGGCUACGGACAUCUGGAGUUUAGGUUGCAUCAUUCAUGAUCUAGCCGAUCGUUGUUUCGGAAUCGAAAGACGAGUGAUGUAUAAGAUGAAUUCGCUGUCCAUAUACGAUGGUAUAAUUAUUGAUAUAGUACAAAGAAGGAAAUGAUUGCCACGAAAAUUAUAGAUGGAUAUGUCCCACUUAUCAGCGAAAUAGUUUCCCCGAUAUUUACGGAACUCAUUGAAUUGUGCUUACGAAAGGAAAGCAAGUCUAGGCCAUCGGCAGAAAAUUUAAAAACCCUUCUGCUUGAUAAUAUGCCGGUAAUAACAAUUAGCAACAAAAGCCCUCGUAAUUUUGGCACUCGUACCUCGCGAUGUAUUUGCGGAAAUGGUUCGAAUAUUCAUGAAUUUUUCCGCCUGGGUUGUCAAGAUGCUACCACCAAACCAUCCGAUAAUGGAAGGCUUAAUGGAAUUAGAGAGGAAUCAGGCCAAGCUCCCGCCUCCAGGUUGCCGGCGGAAAAUAAUGGAGUAAUCUCACCACGUCGUCCGGCUUCUCCUGUGCCUUUUUUCAGAACUCAUCUGGAAGAGCAACAAGAGCAGCUGCUUAUUACAGAGGGACAAACACACAGCAAGACUCACAUAAUGAGUUCCUUAUCGCCGGCCAGUGUCGACAAUAGCGGUCACGGUUUCACUUCGCCGGAUGUGCCGGUUGGGUCCAGCACCCGACCUUAUAGAGCAGCACCGCCACCACCGAAUACUUUACACCGUUCUUUACCGCAGCUUACGGAGAAUCUGCCACCGGCGGAAGAUGUACAUGCUGCAUUACGCUUACCGCCCGAACGUACCGGUUAUUUGAACCGGUCGUACAGUGCGCAAACCGUCGUUACGGUACCGGAUAGAGUGAGUACCGCAAAACUAGCUCCUAAUUCGUCAAGCCAACUCCAGUUUCAUAGGCCUGCACCGCCACCACCGCUGCUCAAAUCGCAGAUUAGUUUGCCUUCAAUUAUUUCGAGCGGAACGGUGGUAGUUGCUCGAAAAUCCACAGCCCCAUUACCGCAUUACCGAGCCGAAAAUCUCAAGCGGGUUAAAAGCAAGUCCCACAGUGCACAAAGCAUGGUCACGAUGCCGCAAACCGGAAGGGCUUUUGGGAAUUUUUUGCCAAGCCAGCUUAUAAUCAGCAGACCGGCACCACCGCCACCUGUUGGUCAACAUCGCUCGUCAUCACUGCUGACAGUUCCGUCACCGACGUCACGAGAAACUGCAACACACUCAUGGCCAAGACAAAUGAUGACGCACAACGAAACUGUUCAGCGUUCACAAAUAAAGAGACCAUCAAAUCAACGGAUACCACCUCCUCCACACCCGAAUGCGCGUACAUCCGGUGUUGUAAGCAAGACUGCGAUGGCUAAUGACCCAGGUACAGCAAACGACGAAAUACAUACAGGAUUCGCGCCUUCUCCCGAACGCUAACAGAGCCAGACCAUGAUAAAGAAAUCUCCUCCCACUCACGCUGAUCGCAAAGUUGACAAGAGAAGCGCUACAUUCAACGUACCCCAGAAAAGGAGCGCAACCUCUCAGUCAUCCAAGCGCAGAACAUCUGAGCGCAAAACGACAUGGUUAUCUAAGAUUGCCAAGCCGUUAGGAGUUGAGCGGGCUAGACGGGAAACCUCACCGUUGACAGCCGAUAAAAUCAGCUUGCCGCAAAAGGGAUCAUUCCAGCAUACUGCGCACAUUGGGUGGGAUCAACAAAAAAGGUGUUACAGUUAUCACGGUGACAUUUCUUCGGAGGAACUCCAAGCAGCACAGAUGAGCAGGUUAUUGGAAUUAUGGAAGCCUGAAAAAACCAACGUUUCGGAUUUGGAGUAGAAUCUUUGUUCCGUGAUACAAUUCAGUGCAAACAUCGGUUUGGGAAGUGGGAUUCAGUAAACGUAAAAACUGUCUUUCUUCGUGGAAAAUGAUGUCGAAUUUUGUGGAACUGCUGAUUCAGCUUUCGACGAUGAUGGUAUCAAUAUGGCGAAACUAACAAUAAGGCUAACCUUUUCAGUACAUUUUGCGGGAUGGCUAAAGCUACACAACCGAAUGGGUGCUGUAAUUCAUUCAUACAAAAUUUCUCUUUAAGUUUCUGAAUUUUCACGCGGUAAUAUAUUUUAGAUUUGUAUUAGCGCUUU